Molecule: messenger RNA, 213 nt
Organism: Racocetra persica
Lineage: Eukaryota; Fungi; Glomeromycota; Glomeromycetes; Diversisporales; Gigasporaceae
Source: the annotation of a GenBank genome assembly
GAUUAUACUCUCCUGAUAGUAUCAUUCUCUCGCCAACUGCACGUGAACCUAGUAAAUAUUUAACAAUAGUAUUAACACGUCCACUUGAGGAGUUAUUUGCAUCAUGUCUAAAUAUUGAGGAAAAAGAAGCGUGGGGUCUCAUUAAUAAAUGGUAUAAUAAAGUUGUUAAAUCUCCACAGAUCCAGCGAACACGGGAUACUGAUAACGAAGAAA